GUGAAUCACCACUCUUAAAGUAAGCGUCGAUAGCAAAAGCGCGUUGCGCUCCGGUCCAUCGUUCCAUCGUGACUAUUUAACCCGCACGCCGAACGCGUCGAUCAAGAGCUCUCCGCACUGCUUCGCGUGUACGGUCGCCGCGUAAUUCAAAUUUGAAAUGUGAACUUUGGCCACCGGACACACUGUAGUUUAAAGGGGCGAAGAUGAAGGCGUUUACACCGAUUACACCAAUCAACAGUUCAGUUGACAGUAAAUCGAUCCAUUAAGGACACUCAAUCGGUGCUGCAGACAUCUCAUGAUCACGAUUUUUAAAGAAGCGUUGGUUUACAGACAUGGAGAUCGAGCCCCAAUAAAGCCAAUUCCAACAAGUGAGUACUGCGAUCCAUCUUACUGGCCAAUGGGAUUCGGACAUUUGACAAAGUUUGGUAUAGAAAGACAGUACGAUCUAGGAAAGUGGUUAAGGAAACGCUACGACUUCUUACUGUCCCCAACUUAUAAAGCAAGCGAGAUAUACGUGAGAUCUACAGAUGAAGACAGGGUUUUAAUGUCAGCGUACUCAAAUCUUGCAGGAUUGUACCCACCACAGGGCUCACAAGUAUGGAACGACCGCAUCUUCUGGCAGCCGAUCCCAGUCCAUACGAUACCAAGAAACAUAGACGACGUAAUAGUGGAAAAGAGGUCAUGUCCAAAGUACGAUACUCUAUUGAAUGCCACAAUCAAAUCGGACUACUUCAGCAGGAUUAACGACAAAUAUGCCGACCUGUAUGAAACUAUAUCUAAUUGGACAGGUAUCGACGUGAGCGAUGUUGAAGAUAUCAAGUUGAUCAGAUCGACGCUGUAUGCUAUCAAAAGCUACAAUGCCACUUAUCUGCCGGAAUGGGAAAAAGAUAUGAACUGGCACUUGAUAGAUAAUCUUGCCGGUCUAGCAUACCUUAGAUACACAUCAACCCCUGCAAUGAAACGUCUGAAGUCCGGUCCAUUCUUCCAUUACUUGCUCAACCACCUGGACCUCGCUACCUCAACAAACCAAGCGUCUCCAGCUCCGAAGAUGCUGAUGAUUUCGGCUCACGACACAUCCUUGUCCGGUAUAUUGAACUCGAUGGGCGUUUUCGACGGAUACCCUCCAGAUUUCGCGGCAACUGUUAUAUGGGAGUUGAAAAAAAGACGAAACGGAGAACGCUAUAUUAAUCUUUAUUUCAAGUCAGAGAAAGGGUUAGAGAAGCUGAGGAUUAUAGGGUGUGAGAUCGAUUGUAAUUAUGGGACGUUUAAAGACAUCAUGGAGGAUGUUGCAAUUAGUAUAGGAAGCUGGGCGAAAGAAUGUAAUAGACUGUCGGAAAAGUUCGUCUGAAUGUUAAGAAUGCGUAGGGGUAUUCUGGCUUAUAACCGCUAACUAUCUAAAACUGUAAUGACUCAUCGAUGUUCACGUGAACAUCACUUAACUACCAGUAGUCGGCUGUUCAUAGGCGGGGUAUGAAUGUUUAACAUGGGUGAACUAGAUUUGUCACAUGCUUAAUAAAGAGUGGUUUGAAACAUAUUGUAAGUCAAAAAUUUGGGAAUUACCUUUAUUCAUCGUCGCUUCCACUUACAUCUGACAGUAAUAAACUGUCGCUAUCGCUUUCCUCGUUGAAAUUGACUAUAACUGGCUCUAUGAUGGUGUCGAUGUGGUGGUCAAGCUGCCACAUUUUUGUUUCUUCCUUCACAACAUGACGGAUAGCAUUCUGCCAAGCUUCGGGCGUUACUAGCUGUAUGGUAAGUCUCAAGUAAAACCUUAACGUCUGGUAAUUUGAAGGUUGUGUUAUGGCGCGCAAUAUAACCCUUCACUUGAGCCCAGAUGAGCUCUAUUGGGUUCAGUUCACAGUGGUAGGGCGGUAACCGCAGCACAGUGACACCACAUUGACGGGCCAUCUCAUCAGUCACUUAACUAAUGUUCGCAGGUUUGUGCUGUUUAAUUUUUUCAUACAAUUCCGCUUUCACACAUGAAUUGUCAAACGGGAUUCCUUUUUCGCGCAACCAUUGCUGCAUGUCACUUUUUCGAGAUCCCAUAGUCGGUACACGUACGGCUCGACGACUAUGGUAGGAAGCAUUAUCCAUGACGAUCACAGAGUUGGGCUCAACUCGCUGAAGCACCCCUUGAAACCAGCUCUCGAAGCAGCUGGCAUUCAUUUCGUCAUGGUAAUCACCUCCUUUCUUAGAGACGAAAAUCAAGUCGCACUCUUCUAAAAAGCCACUAUCACUACCAAUAUGAGUUACGAUCAAUCUUUGACCUUUCCCUGACGGUCCACGAAGACCUGUUGACAAAUCUUCAAUGCUUGCUUGUCGGUUACUCACUACGUUUUUGUCUAUCCAGGUUUUUUUAACUGUGUCACCUGCAUUUACCCAUGUCUCCUCCAAAUAAUAGAUUUUUCUGCUUGGUCGCCUAUAUUCAAUCAUUUCGCGUAGGUAUUUUCGAUGCCAGGCGACUAUUUCAGGUCUCUCUAUCAAUACUGACUUCCGAUUACGCGUUUCGUAACGAAAAUUAAUUUCGUGCAGGGAUUUCCUCAUUACCUCGACGCUCAUUUGGGGUAUAAUUUCAUUUUCUUUAAUCGCUGCAUGUACAGCCUUGAGGGUUGGUAUCUCAUUCCUAAAGAAGAAUGAAUGUACGGUUCGCCUUAACGCCAUUUUGCUAUCGUCAUCCAAUUUAACGGCCUUUCGUCCCUUCAAAUUAAACUUUGGAUCAGUAGUAGCUCCAGUUUUCUUCUUUUCAUGCACCACCCUGCGAAUGGUCCACUCUGGAACGCCUGUCAUACUUUCACAACGCGCGGGUGCAUCUCCCUGCGACAUAGUUCUGUUCAGAUAAUUGAACACGUUGAGCACGAUUUCUUUCGCGUCCCUCUUCAGUGCUUUACGAAGCCGUCUACUUGUUCCCUGGCUUUCAGUACUUCGACUCGUGCCAUUUGUACUCUCCAUGGUUAAGUAUAACCAAAACAGUAACCACAGAAACCACAACAAUAACAAUCACACAACAAUUCUUAUAAAAACACACAAUAUGCGAUCGCUCAACGAAACACGUUCCAAUGCGUUGCCGACGCCUAUGAGUCUGCCGGUCGAGGCGCGUCUUUGAUUUCAUUGGUUCUACCGGCGGAGAACAAUCAGCCAUUAUUUCCAUCUCUGGCUGUGCUGUUGACCACCGCAAAGCCACAGAAAGGACAUAUGUCGUACGCUAUACGGCUGUACUGGAAGGAAGCCGGGAUCGAGCUCUGAUCACGUGUUGAUCACGCGUAUGAGUCAUUACAGUUUUAAAUAGUUGUAGUAUAGACGUCUGUACUGUGUAUCAUUAAAACGGUUGUCACGUCAAGUAGCUGGAAUACAAGGUAUUCACAAAGCUUCAGCAAUGACAUUCUAUUAUUUAUGCAUUAAUAGACAGUCUGAACUCAUGUUUAUCACAUACUUUGCUUUUCGUGUGUCUGUCUCCUAAACUAGACUGAACUAAAUUUAUAUCCCUCCAAAUGAGGCUUAGGUUAGCUCAAUAUUAAUAGCUUCAAUCUAUACAUUCAAGUUGCUUCAGUGAAAAAAUACAUACGAAUAUGUAAAUUGCAAGGAUCUACCCCUACUAAUUCUCAUACCAAUUGUCUUAUCGAAUAACAGCCCCUGAUAGGGUGGGGUAAACAGUAUUAUAUAUCAUAGCUUUUACAUGUUAUGAAUAGGUACAUUCUGUGAAUUUAUCAUCGCACUAUAAUUUAAAUAAUGUGACUAUGUAGUUA
Molecule: messenger RNA, 3740 nt
Organism: Acanthoscelides obtectus
Lineage: Eukaryota; Metazoa; Arthropoda; Insecta; Coleoptera; Chrysomelidae
Source: the annotation of a GenBank genome assembly